This is a messenger RNA of Volvox carteri f. nagariensis, 1953 nucleotides long. RefSeq lists its product as uncharacterized. The transcript has 11 exons. Gene Ontology annotation, biological process: cysteinyl-tRNA aminoacylation. The coding region runs from base 1 to 1953 and encodes 650 amino acids. Gene Ontology annotation, molecular function: ATP binding; cysteine-tRNA ligase activity. The record is from RefSeq and is a predicted model, not a curated record. Gene Ontology annotation, cellular component: cytoplasm. Lineage: Eukaryota; Viridiplantae; Chlorophyta; Chlorophyceae; Chlamydomonadales; Volvocaceae.
AUGUCAUCAAACACAAAAAUCACACGCGAAUGGUACCCGCCAGCCGCCGAUGGGACGCAAACAGCACCGCUAAUGCUUUACAACAGCUUCGUGGACGAAAAAGUCCCGUUUGUGCCGGUAGCUGGGCCGAACAGCAGACAGAUAACUUGGUAUGCGUGCGGACCGACUGUCUACGACGUAGCGCAUAUGGGACACGCGCGCAACUACUUAAGCUUCGACAUCGUCCGUCGCGUCUUGGAGGAUUACUUUGGCUACAACUGUUUGAUGGUCAUGAACGUCACCGACGUGGAUGACAAAAUUAUUUUGCGCGCUCGCCGGAACUACCUGCUGGCGCAGUACAAACGCUCUGGCAAGACCCCCGACGAGCACACGGAAGAAAGGCAUGUAGAUGGGAAGAGGGCGGGGGCGGAUGCCAGGAUGGAAUCGUCCGGCCGACGGAAGGGGGGUUUGGGUGAAAAAAUGACCAGCAGAUCGUCGCCAGCUUCUUCAUUGGAGCUGGAAAAGGCCGUGGCGCCUGCUCCCCGGGCCCUACAGCUGCUAGAGACGGGUGCUUCCGCACCGGUGGAUGCUCUGAUUGACCUAGGGGGUGACUACGUGGCUGAGGCACUGGACAGGGAGCUGGGGGCGGCGGUUACGGAUCCGUCGGUGUUUCGCGCACACGCCGCGAAGUACGAGCGUGAGUUCCUGGAGGACAUGGACGCGCUGGGCUGCCGCCGACCCGACGUCCUGACCCGUGUGUCCGAGUACAUGCCGGAGAUCGUCAACUACGUGCAACGAAUUCUGGACAACGGAAUGGCGUACGUAUCCAACGGCUCCGUCUACUUUGACACGCAAAACUUCAGGGCCUGCGGGCACACGUACGGCAAGUUGAACCCGUGGGCUGUCGGCAGCGCUGCGCUGGCGGCGGAGGGCGAGAGCAACUUUGAGACGUCGGAGAAGCGGAGUCUGCAGGACUUUGCUCUGUGGAAGGCCUCCAAGCCCGGGGAGCCCGUGUGGGACUCCCCCUGGAGUCAGGGCCGCCCCGGCUGGCACAUCGAAUGCAGCGCCAUGGCCUCCACCAUCAUUGGCUCCCGACUGGAUCUGCACUCGGGGGGGGAGGACCUCAGGUUCCCUCACCACGACAACGAGCUGGCGCAGGCGGAGGCGUACUACCACACGGAGUGGUGGGUGAAUUACUUUUUGCACUGCGGUCAUUUGCACAUUGAGGGCCUGAAGAUGUCCAAGUCCCUCAAGAAUUUCAUCACCAUCAGGGAGGCCCUGCAGACGUUCAACGCCCGGCAGCUGCGGCUCAUGUUUGUCCUGCAGCCCUGGAACAAGACGAUGAUGUACGGCGAGCAGGCCCGGGCGGAAAUGAAGGCCCGUGAGGCGCAGCUGAAGAACUUUUUCCAGAACGUGGAGGCGGCGGUGCGGGGGCAAGACAUAUGCACUACCGAGCAGCGCUGGCAGCCCGAGGACUUUGAGCUCAACAGCCGCAUUCUGGGAGCCCAGACGGCAGUGGACCUGGCGCUGCGGGACAAUAUCAACACACCCGCCGCUAUGGACGCCCUCUCGGAGCUCAUUAAGGCGGUCAACAAGUACCUGGAAAAGAAGGUGGGGGCUGCUCGGCCGCUGCUGCUGCGCAAGGCGGCGUCGUACGUGACACGCAUCCUGUCCGUGUUCGGCCUCGUGGACGGUCCUGGCGACAGGUAUUCAACCUGGCAGCUUGCGAGCCCUUCGGCCAAGGUCAGCGCGGGCACUAGCCGCUACUUGGACGCCUUGGUGGCGUUUCGCCAGGAGGUGUGCGCCAUGGCAGCUGCGGCCGCGGAGCCGCGGGAGGUGCUGGCGGCUUGUGACCGGCUCCGAGACCAAACGCUAGUGGACCUGGGCGUACGGCUGGAGGACCGGCCGGAGGGUACGGCGGUCGGCUGGGAAGGGGGCGGGAGCGAGGGGAUUGGAAAGGGGUUAUAUAUGUAG